Messenger RNA from Chenopodium quinoa (quinoa), 1067 nucleotides. Its product is annotated as protein NUCLEAR FUSION DEFECTIVE 2-like. NCBI's taxonomy places the organism in Eukaryota, Viridiplantae, Streptophyta, Magnoliopsida, Caryophyllales, Amaranthaceae. The transcript has 3 exons. Gene Ontology annotation, cellular component: nucleus. The record is from RefSeq and is a predicted model, not a curated record. Gene Ontology annotation, biological process: regulation of gene expression; rRNA processing. The coding region runs from base 265 to 831 and encodes 188 amino acids. Gene Ontology annotation, molecular function: double-stranded RNA binding; ribonuclease III activity.
AACGAAACUUGUUAACAGUGGGAUAACGGCAAGGUUAACGUAUAGAUACUAAAAGUAGUUUGGGAUUACAAUAUGAAAAGUUCUAAAUGAAGGGGCACAACGUAAAAAAUUGAAAUUUGAAGGGUUACCAUAGAAUUUUUUUUUUCUUUUUUUUUUUUUUGGUGGAGCACAAGCGGAAGGUAAAGUUAGAAGCAUUAGGUUUUCACUGCACAUAAAAUUAAAGUCUCUCUGUAAAGAAGUUGGAUUCUUCACUCUGAUCGGAAAAUGGACCGUCGAAUAGCAGUUUGUUUUGCAAUCCUCACUCUGAUUAUGAUAGUCUCUAUUUCCGCUGCUUUCCAGAUUGAUGAAGUGGUGAGCAAGAAGCAUUUAAUCACAACAAAAUCUCCCUUCUCUACUGCACUUGAAACCCUCCAGAAGCAGAUUAACUAUACUUUUCAUCGCAUUGAUCUUCUUCGACGUGCAAUGACCCAUGCUUCAUUUUCUGAGGAGAACAACCGAGCACUAAGCAUUCUAGGCACGAGCAUCAUAGAAACAUCUGUGUCCUUUAGGUAUCUUCUAAAUGAUAUGGAUAUUUCUUCAAAAACUCUAAAUCGUGUGAUAGCAGAGGCAUGUAAUGUGGAGUCCUCAUGUGCUGUGGAUGGGAUGCGGUUGGGAUUGCACAAAAUAGUCAGAGUCUCUCUCAAUACCAAUUCUACCACUCCUGCCAUAGUCUGUGGUGCUUUCCGUGCAAUAUUUGCUGCUGUUGCUCUCGACUCUGGAAAGUCUGAUGAUGCUUCAAAAGUGUUCUGGAAUGUCCAUACUCGUACAGGUGAAAUGGCUGCUGCAUUUUAGGUAAGCCUCAGAACUAGUGGUGACUGCAUCCUACUAUGAACUCAUGUUAUAUGAAUCAUUUGUUAGGGUGAUGGUGUUUAUAUAUCGUAUUAACUUUAUGUAUGCUCUAGAAUUAGAAUGGCUCAAUAACUCUGCUACAUAUAUGUAUUGCUCCUAGGGAGGCUAACAGAGUUUAUCAAUGGUUGUUAAUAUAAGUAUGGUUGUUUUAUAUGUGGAUCCAAGUUUGCGUUUUAUUA